AUGAGUGACGAAAAUAAUAACUCACACACUCAGGUCAAUCAUGCUUUGGAAACCGUCGGAAAUUUGAUGGUCAGAUUUGUGCUUGCGCAAUGUGAAUCCCAGACAGGGAACACCGUCAUCACCAGAAGUAAAAUGUUACAGAAAUUAAAAGAGAUUAUCGAUGAAGAGAAAGUAAAAUCAAUACCAUUCAGCACUGUUUACGGUUAUGUUGAUGAUAAGUUGAAUGAAAUCUUUGGGUAUCAUUUAUUUGGUGUUCUAGCCAAGAAAACAGACAAGAGAUCGUUCUCACAGACGCAAGAUGAGGGUACCCCAGACGAAGCAAAUAACAGCGUAGAAGAUGCGAAAGCCAGGGGUAAUCAUUUUAUAUUGGUACGAAGCGGCAUGGAAGCAAUACCACAAAGGUAUCAUAAAUUUAUCUUAGACCAUGCAAGUGCAAUCUACCGGAAAACGGUCCAUCAAGUUACAUACAUUGGGAAAGAGUACAGUGCGAGUUCGAAUCCAACGCUGGAUAAUGAAAUAGGCAACAAUACAGAACUUGCUUUGAAGGGAAUUAUAGCAAUAACUAUCUGUAUCGUGAUAUUUUCAAAGAACAAUAUACUAGAAACAGAACUUUCAGAUCAACACGGCAAGUUCGGAAUUUCCACCGAAGGACACGAUAUCCCAAUCAUCGAUAUGAAUCACAAAGAUCUAUUGAACCUUCUCGUACGAAACAAUUAUUUGACGAGAACGGUAGAGAAGGCUGCAGACUUAGGUCAAGAGCUAGCCAUUUAUUCGAUAGGAAAACGGACAUUGGUAGAAUUCCCCAAGGAAUCAUUAACGAAGAUGUGUCAAGAAAUGCUAGAUUUAGACGACAGCCAGUUAGAAUUGAUAGAGAACACUGUCAACGUACUAGCAGGAGAUGCGUACGGUGCAUUCAGACCAUGA
Molecule: messenger RNA, 924 nt
Organism: Kluyveromyces lactis
Lineage: Eukaryota; Fungi; Ascomycota; Saccharomycetes; Saccharomycetales; Saccharomycetaceae
Gene: NSE3
Product: Smc5-Smc6 complex subunit NSE3
Exons: 1
Coding region: 1-924 (307 amino acids)
Source: RefSeq, a predicted model, not a curated record